Aspergillus neoniger CBS 115656 is the source of this 908-nucleotide messenger RNA. RefSeq names its product adenylyl-sulfate kinase. Lineage: Eukaryota; Fungi; Ascomycota; Eurotiomycetes; Eurotiales; Aspergillaceae. Gene Ontology annotation, biological process: sulfate assimilation. The transcript has 2 exons. Gene Ontology annotation, molecular function: adenylylsulfate kinase activity; ATP binding. The coding region runs from base 91 to 726 and encodes 211 amino acids. The record is from RefSeq and is a predicted model, not a curated record.
UACGUACUUCAACCCCUCCUCUUCCCACUCUCUCCAAACCCUCCUCCUCCUCCUCCUCCCAAUUACUCAUACCACACACAUACCCUCAAAAUGGCCACCAACAUCACCUACCACGCCAGCGGCCUCACCCGCACGGAGCGCAACACCCUCCGCUCCCAGCGCGGCCUCACAAUCUGGCUGACCGGCCUCUCCGCGUCGGGCAAAUCCACACUAGCCGUCGAACUCGAGCACCAACUGGUCCGCGACCGUGGCGUUCACGCCUACCGCCUGGACGGCGACAACAUCCGGUUCGGACUCAACAAGGACCUGGGAUUCAGCGAAGCCGACCGGAACGAGAAUAUCCGGCGGAUCGCCGAAGUGGCGAAGCUGUUUGCCGAUUCGUCCGCUAUCGCCAUCACUUCUUUCAUCUCCCCGUACCGCAAGGACCGCGACACCGCGAGACAGUUGCAUGAGGUGCCCACGCCCGGAGAGGAGACGGGUCUGCCGUUCGUUGAGGUGUAUGUUGAUGUACCUGUGGAGGUGGCGGAGCAGCGUGACCCUAAGGGAUUGUAUAAGAAGGCUAGGGAGGGUGUGAUUAAGGAGUUUACGGGGAUUAGUGCCCCGUAUGAGGCGCCGGUUAAGCCUGAGGUUCAUGUCAAGAAUCAUGAGGUGCCGGUGCAGGAGGCGGUUGCGCAGAUUAUUCGGUAUUUGGAUGAGCAGGGGUAUUUGCCUGCUAAGAAGGAGUAGAGUAUUUCCCUGGUGGGGAUGGGGGUUUAGAGUAGAUAGAUGAUAGAUAGAGAUUUGUUGGUUGUAUAUAUCAUUUGGGCUUGACUGUUUACUGCUUACUACAUUUGAAUAGAUUCUUAGGCUGGGGGUGGAGUACUUCUAUGUACGUACGCUAGACUUAUAAACAGGAAGAGAAUAGAUCC